Macrosiphum euphorbiae (potato aphid) is the source of this 567-nucleotide messenger RNA. The record is from the annotation of a GenBank genome assembly. NCBI's taxonomy places the organism in Eukaryota, Metazoa, Arthropoda, Insecta, Hemiptera, Aphididae.
AUGACCCUCAAAACUUUAUCAACCAACACUAUAGCUAAAUUACCAUCAUCAACCAUUACGACAAAUCCUACACCAUCAGUUAAGGAACCCAGCGGAAACAACACCUCUUAUGCUUCAAUUACUACAAAUCACUCAGACAAAACCAACAGCAAAUCCAAAGAUUUGCUCACCAAACUUCUUAUAGAUACGAUACAAAAAAGAUACACUUCCACUGAUAUCAAGGAAAUAAUCAUGUCGGCCCUCUCAGCCAUUAUCAUGAUUAUCCAAAAUUCUAACAACUCCCGUAUCAUCUACUGGAACUGCCGGGGUGCCUCUAAAAAACGCCUCGAACUCCUUGAAUUAGUUCAAAGGAAAAACAUCGACAUUAUUUUACUCAAUGAAACGCAUCUUAACAACUCCCAACAAUUCAAACUUCCAAACUUCCACUCAUAUAUCACUAAUCGCCCCCAACGGCUAGGACAUCCUGCGUGGGGAGGCACAGCUAAUAAUAAAUCGAAAAAAUCGUUCACCACCAGAUUAAGAUCACUACAUCAUCAAUUGAAAAUACCUCAAUCCAAAUUCAAGUAG